This is a messenger RNA of Necator americanus (New World hookworm), 2652 nucleotides long. RefSeq lists its product as uncharacterized. The transcript is spliced from 14 exons. NCBI's taxonomy places the organism in Eukaryota, Metazoa, Nematoda, Chromadorea, Rhabditida, Ancylostomatidae. The record is from RefSeq and is a predicted model, not a curated record. The coding region runs from base 1 to 2652 and encodes 883 amino acids.
AUGUGUUUCGCUUUUGCUGUGUUCUACCUCGGUGAACGCGACACAGCUGUUGCCUGCGAUUCUUUGUAUUACGAUCACAUUUGCUCUACGUUUGUCCACCGUCAUUUAACAGGACCAGGAGCGAGAUUUAUUCUCAGAAUCGAACAUGCGUUUCCAUCUAACAUGGAUUGGAGAGAACGAGUGGUGUGCUGGUCUGUGGAAAGCGCUAUAACUUGGCGAAAAGUUUCUCGUCCUAAUUACCCAGUGACAUUCGUUUGGACCGAAGAUGUCCGGAAUUAUUCCAAGUCAACUGCUAAGCCGUUUCCCUUCUCGGAAAAUCUAGUGAAGCUUGAACAGAUCUCAAUACAAAAUGUGACGAAGGAACAAGAGCAGAUUCUGAAACGAAGCAACAUUCCGCCAGCGUUUUGGCCGUUCGUCAACAUCAGCGCCGUUGAACAGCGAGAACGAAAGCGAAAUGCAACCGAUGGUGGUGUAAUCACCGACGAAGACAUUGCCGACAUGCCGGAUGACGAUGAACAGCCAAAACCGAAUACCAUGCACAGCGAUGGAAAGAAGACAACCAUCACAAUGUCAACAGAAGCAGGAAUGAAACUGUAUCAGCACUGGACUGACCAGGCGGUGUCUGGUUUGAUGGCUGCAGUUGCGACAAAUAAGCUCAAAAACCUAGGACAUGCGGAAAAAGUUGCUCAUAAACAGUGCAAUAAAGAGGUGAAAACAGUGGCACAGCACGCAAAAUGUGUACUUGCAUUGUUAGAAGCUGAGGAGAAGUAUCAGCGAUGGUUGAAAAAGUUUGCAGAAAAGAAAUCAAGAAUUGGAAGAAUCAGCGCCCUAAGGAAGCACUUGGCUGGUAUGUCACGAAAAGAUCGUUUCCAGCAUUUUGGAAGACACGAUUCUUCAUUCCGCAUGAAUGGAAAAGAGCAAUUGCUUGCGAUUCAUCAAAAAUCUCAAAUGAGCAUUCCAAAACUAUACUCCAAACAGAGCAAUUGGAUAGGUCCCUUCAGAAUGCGUGCAAAGCGCUCAACUAAUGAACGAAAAAUUAUGAAUCUCAAGCCAGUGACACGCGAUAGUUACGACCUAAUUAGUGAACAAGUGGAAUCACCUCUGGGUUUAGUUGCGAAAAAUCUUCUACGAGACCUAAGGAAACUAAAGAAUAAGAGAGACGAUUUCAAGCACUGGAAACAAGUGAUCACAGAGCUACGUGAGGAAGGGAGGAGAAUGGAAAAGCAGCGAAAGGGCAGGCGCAACGUCGACAAACGCCUAAAAAUGUUCUUCCAUGCUCUUCGUGAAGAAGGUGUAGACCUCGAAUCUGGAAAGGCAACGAACAUUUUCGGAGAUGAAGUUCGAAUGGAUAAAUUGAUGAGGAGGGCAAGAGAGGAAGAGCAGAAAGUGACCACAGAAGAUAAAUUGAUGAAAGCACCCAUCGAACUCGUUCGUCAAGCCAUGAAAAUCAGUAUGAUGAUGUCCGGAAAGAAUGUCUCAGAUUUCGAUAAGAAGAACAUUAAGAUGAUCUCGCCAAGAUUCAUGCCAGUGGUGCCUGAAGAAUAUACAGACAAUGACACGAUCAAACUAGUAUCACCCUCACUUUUUGCCUUGCACGAUGAUGGUAAUGGAAUUGAAAAAGAGACAAGCUUGGCUAAAACAAUGAAAAUAUUUGGAGAGAAGGACAACAUGGCUUUAUUGGAUUUUAUCAUAGAAGCAUCUGGAGUAUCUGACACAUUGGACGAUAUGAAGAAGGAGAAGAACAGUCUAGGGAAUAGCAAGCAGUACGACAACCCUCUCUACUCCUCGGAGGGACAGCCACUUUGGUUCACUAAAGAAAAUGUGACUGAGAUAUUUGGAGACAAGGAGAAAAAUAAAGUGGAAGCUUUCGAAGAACUUCUGAAGGUCAUGACUGAAGACCAGAUCUCACAGAUGAACCACACAGGAUACACAAUUAUGAAUGAGCAACAGCUCGAUGUGAUCUAUGGGCCCUCAUCACCUUAUCAUGAUCCACUGACUCGCAAAAGACUUUCUAAUGUGUCAGCUGCAGACAUUCCGGUCGUCCUCGAUCAGACCGUCCGAGGGUUGGCCGCAGAAACGAUGAAGUUCAAGGUGGAAAGGCAAAAAGAUAUAACUCUGUCACCAUUACUAUUUUCACCGGUUAUUUUGGAUCCUGCCGGUGCUUCACAACCGAUUAUCCUCUCUCCACUUUUGUUCGAUCCGAUCGUACUGUCACCUGCGGUUUUUGGUGUAGUCAUUCUUUCUCCAUAUUUGUUCACACCAGUCAUUCUUUCACCACGAGUGCUGUCACCUAUUAUUCUGGCACCUCAUCUUUUCUCUCCUACCAUUCUCAGUCCUCUUGUGCUUUCACCUAUAAUUCUGAGCUCAGGUGUAAUGAAUCCCAUUAUUAUAACUCCAUUGCUUCUUUCUCCAUUCAUUCUUCAUCCCGUUGCACUCAAUCCUCUUAUAUUAGCACCCUUCUGUCUUAAUCCAUUCAUUGGUGUUCCUCAUACGCUAUCACCUCUUAUACUUUCACCGUUUGUUCUUUCUCCUGUGAUAUACUCUCCUCCAUUCUAUUCAGCAUUUCUUUUGACACCUCAUGCAUUGUCACCUUCCAUUCAAUCAAAAGGUCAACACUUUGUUUCUAUACUUUCACCUAGCUGGCUCAGUUAA